Molecule: messenger RNA, 2351 nt
Organism: Cheilinus undulatus (humphead wrasse)
Lineage: Eukaryota; Metazoa; Chordata; Actinopteri; Labriformes; Labridae
Product: transmembrane protein 233
Exons: 3
Coding region: 156-488 (110 amino acids)
Cellular component (GO): membrane
Source: RefSeq, a predicted model, not a curated record
CCAGCUUUGAAAGAAGACUCAAACCCAGACCGAUCAACCACACUUUCAAACAAAUCUUUUUACUAUAAGCUUUUUCCUGUAUUUUUUCCUGAAUCUCUGUGACGUCUAUCUUAUUUUUCUUGUCUCCUGGCUACUUUUCGCCUCUGCCAAGCACCAUGUCUCUUGGAGUGCUUCAUUCACAAGUGAAAAGUUCCCUGAGUGGGAGUCCAUUCUUGGACCGGGGAUUUAUAGAGGAACAGGGACCUCCGCCUCCACUCCACAGCUACCUUUGGUUGACAAUUUGCACCUGUUUUUGUCCAGCGUACCCUGUCAACAUUGUGGCCCUGGUCUUUUCUAUCAUGUCUAGAAACUGCUACUAUCACGGUGACUAUGACGGUUCAAGACGGCUGGGCAGGAACGCUUUUUAUGUUGCUAUUGCCUCCAUCAUCAUUGGCCUUCUUGUCAUCGCUAUCACCUGCAUUGUACAUUUCACCACCAUGGAUUUUUAAUGCUUUGGAAGUGGAGAGAGGGAACGUAAAGAUAAGAAACUUAAACAGAGCACUGUGAUGACAAACCGCUGAUGAAUGUGAAAUGAACCACAGAUACUUGUGCUCCAGUGAACGAAGAAGCCACUCAUCCCAAUUAUUCCUUACAGACAAGAGACAUGGCAACUAAGAAAUGAUGAGAAGAUGUUCAAAAGUCCUUAAACUUCAUGAGGAACUGAGCAAGGUGGUGAAACAACAGGUGGGCCUACUGGAUUUUAUUGAUGAAGUCAGACAACUGAAAGCUGUGAUUAAAGAAAAGCGCUGGAAAGAAGAUUAGUUGAUCUGGAGCAGUAAUAAUGGAAGAUAUGGUGAUAUCUGGGAUUGAUGACCCAACAUACCUAUGCAUGGAUCACAGCAGGGAGGGGGAGGAUGCACCAAAAGGUGAAAGACUCUUACUUCAGCGGCAAGUCAGCAAGACAGUAAAAAUAUACCAAAACAACCAAACCACCAAAACAAAACAAGAGACCAAACAUCAUAAUCCCGUUUGUGAACAGAAAACAUAAAAUUGAUCCAGACAUCCGCUUCUAUCAGAAUGUUAAUGAGACCUGUAAAUAUUAUUCUGAGGAAGAGUUGAACACUAGGAUGAAGGGUUUCUCGUUGAUCCACUUUAACAGUGGGAGUCUUUACAGUGACUUUUCCAAAGUUAAAGACUAUUUUACUGAAAAGUUUACAGUAGUAGCAGUUUCAGAGUCAUGGUUGAGUGAUGAUAAAGAGCUGCGGGAUGGACUAGAGGGUUAUGAAAUGCUUAGGCAAAACAGGGUGAUCAGAUGAGGAGGGGGUGCUGCCAUAUUUGUAACUUUUGGUCUUAAAUAUAUAGUUAUCAACCAUAUGACAGCUGAUAUAAUGUUUAACUACAGAAAUUCAGGUAGAAAGCCAAAAACACUAGUUAGCUGCAUUUAUCGUACACCAGGAUUCUGCAUUGAUCAAUUCAGCAUGAAGAUUUCUAAAAUGUCAGAAACUUGCAAAGUGAGUAACCGUAAAUAUAGAUGUGUGUAAAAAUAAUCUAACUUGAUGCUUUUUUUUAGCUACAUGUACAGUAUGCAACCAAUGUAAAAACAUUCAUUCAUUCAUUGAACCUAACCUUCUACACCACCCUUAGGCGCCACCUUGAACAGACCCAGACUUCAUCUAUGUGAACUAGCCAGGUGGGGACAACUCUGAUACUACCUAACCCUAACAUGUUGCCCUCGUUGGCCUACACAACUUAAACACAUAUCAGUGGGUAGCAAGAGCCACCAUCACAGCCACAGCAUUGCCACAUUCAGCAGACCCAGAAUCUUUACAUGAAGCUCCAGCUAGUGACAAUGCUGACACGGCCUACCCUGCAUUUACAUUACCCAUGAAAAUGAAUGGCAAAGGGAGCACUGAAGAGAUUAGAAAGACUUAAAGAAACAUCUAGCGAGCUCUCACAAAGAGGAAUGGAGAAGAAGAGCCAGGUAAGGCCCCCUGUCCUGGGCUACCGAUCACCCCAGCCAGACUGGGCUGAUGACAGGACUCAUUCAGUGUGAACUUUACUUUCUCUUGUAUCUUUUGUUCUUUGAACUGAAAAUAAGGACUAUAAAAUCUGAUGAAUGUAAACAUUUUAGUGCUUUGAACAAAAAUGGCAGCUUUUAACGGAGUGUGAGGAAUAAAUGGUUUACAGCUAGUCUCAGUUAGGCAGUGAACCACAUGUUAGGUAUGUUACCAAUCUGUUUACAAGAUGGCUUAAAGAGUACUAUUAACUAGUAUUCAGAUAUGCCAUGGAUAUAUUGUACUACUGUAUAUAGUCACCGCUGUUAUUGUGUGUCUGUAAUUUGUAAUAAUUAAAUAACUUUAAUAUGAAAAUCA